UGUGUGUGUUUUGAGCCCCUGCGGAUGGCUUGUGCCGAGUGUGGCCGUCUCUUCUCCAGGAGUGGUUUUCCUCGUCAUAAAUGCCUCGAUGAGCGUCGCAAAUCUGUAUCGGUACAGAGAGGUAGCCGACAAUGUUCUACCUGCGAGCGCUGGUUCCGCAGUGCCGGAGGUUUGGCGGUCAACAAGUGCCCCAACUCCCGGAUACUCCCCGCGACAUCAUCUCUGGCUCCGUGCCGGGCGGCGGUGCCUAUCAUUGCUGCUCAGGCGACUCCUCCGCCGCCGCGUGUGCGGCUCACCCUCUCAUGCUGCAAGGCCCACUGUGGGGCCUGUGGUCGGUGCUGCAGCUCUACUCGUUGAUUCCAAAUCCAUAGCUGCCAAAGAUGGCUCUCUCGUCGUGCUGAUUGAACAUGGUUCCUGAUCUCUUGGCAGACUGCCGACUUUCUGGCGUCGCUCGUCAUUUCCAUGUUGUUGGCCCCGCAAGGGGACACGUGACCGUAAUGGCAGUGUUUACCAGGACCAGGUCACGAUGAUAGUUGUUCUCUGCGAUUGUGGGGAACAUCUUAGUGAUGAAAUGAUGCAAGGUCUUGUUGACUAUAUUCUGCACUUCAAGUCAGUUGACGUCAAUGAAGAAGAUGACACCUCCAACAACUGGACACUCUUACACCAAUGUGUGUGGACAGGCAAUGCACGUUUAGCAAAACUGCUAAUGGAACGCGGCGCUUGCCUCAACGCACAGGACAGCUCGACAGGAUGGACUCCACUGCACUGUGCAGUCAUCCUGAACAAGAUGAAUGUUGUCAAGGUGAUACUGUCACAUGACAUGGACGGUGUCACCUUGGAUACUGCACGGCUUGACAUUCAUGGUGACACAGCAUUGGACAUAGCAAAGCAAAGUGGUCAUGAUGAAUGUGUGCAGCUUCUCACACAGCAUGAAGCUGACAAGGAAAAGAAGAAGAAAUAUUUGAAGCACUCCGGAACUCCAACUGUUGCCGUGGUAACUCAAGAAGUGGAAGCGGAGAAAGACGAGCAGCGCUAAUUUCCACUGCCACAUCACCUGAUCCUUUCAACGCGUCACCUGUCCAUAUUUCCUGUGUGUGCGUGUGUGUGUGAGCGUGCGCAUGUGUGUGUGUGUGUGUGUGUGUGUAUGUUGUUGGUAUAUUGCUACACGAUGUCUGCUGAAUGGGUUGCAUAAUGUUCUAUUCACCAUACUAAUACUUGAAACUAAAUUUCAUGAAUUAUUUACAUUGCUAUUCUCGUCUGUUGUAAAAACUGAAAUCAAGUGGCUGCUUGGUAUUCUAUGCCUGUCUUCAAUGUGACAUAAGCCAACCCAACAUUUUCUUCUGCAAGACAGUUUCCGCUUGCACUGAAAUCCUUUAUGUACGGCACCGGUAUCUAUAACCAAAUUUGGAAUGGUCUGAUUUGCCUGAACAUGCGUACCGUUUUCUACUUCUAAUUUCUUCUUCCAAUUUCUACCUGUAACAUUAUUCUCCCUGGUUCUGCUUUCCUUCUAUUUUGUUUGUA
Messenger RNA from Sycon ciliatum, 1521 nucleotides. RefSeq lists its product as uncharacterized. Lineage: Eukaryota; Metazoa; Porifera; Calcarea; Leucosolenida; Sycettidae. The transcript is spliced from 7 exons. The record is from RefSeq and is a predicted model, not a curated record. Gene Ontology annotation, molecular function: protein binding. The coding region runs from base 527 to 1036 and encodes 169 amino acids.